CGAAUUUACAGAGAAGCCUCAGACUCGCUCCGCCGUCGCCUCCACCUUCGCGCCGCCAUUGCUAGUGGAAGGCAGCCCAAAAUUCACCUUAAGCUCGCGACCUUCAUCACCUAGGUUUGAAGGCGGUCAUUCAGGCUACGUUUUAGGGCGCAAAAUCGACGGGAAUGGUGUUUAGUGGCAGAAAUUUUUGUGCGUGAAUGUGCUUAGGGGGUCGAUAUUAUCUUUGGAGAUCACCUACGGGUAGAGGACCGUACUCGUACCUGUGCCUGCUUCCGCCAAAUAAAUUCUGGACAAGGGACAACACGCGGAUAAUGAAGAGACUGAUGAUAUUUUGGAAUAUCUCAAUUCUGAACUCAACAAAAUCCCAACAGAUCAGAGAACACCAGCCGUCCGUGAAUCUUUAUACCGAUGAGCGCAUGCAGGGAAAAGAAAACGGCGAAUGGCGGUUGAUGUCGCAGCAACCUCUGCCCAAACCAAGACUCAAUUUGCCAGCCAUGUCGACAGUAAAGCCAUGCAAUUACAAAUGAAGGAAUUUUGCAAUGGUAUUGCUGAGGUGAAGGCAGUCUUGUCUGAAAUUAAAGCUAUUAGAGAUGAAGUGACUAUGUACAAGGCAGAAAUUUCUUCGUGGACACCUCCUUCCAUUGGACCAUCUCCAGAAGCCCAGGGAACUACCCAGUUGGCUGGAAGGAGGGGCGAGUCAGCUGGCACUAGUUCACUUGAAUUGAUGACGAUUGGGACACGUGUUCGUUUGCUCUCUCGAGGACUGGAGAAACGUGUGGUCAACGAAGGAGUGAUGCUAAGCCUCCCUACACCAGGUGAUACCCUAGCCAUUGUUAAGGUGUAUGUUACAGCUGUAAUGGUCCCGGAGACCGCACUUAUCCUCCCAACUAAUAUUGGAGCGAAAAUUCUCGGUGAUGUACUCGAUGGAGAUAAUAUCGAGUGGAUUUACCAGGAUUUAGUUCGCCGCCCGUUAUUGCAGCCUCCAUGAUUCUGCACUCGACUAGCUGGGUCAUUGAUAGUAGUAUUUAUGAGUUGCCCUUAAGAUCGUACUUCCUUAUGAUAUCAGAAUUAUCUAUUUACGUAUUACUUUUGGGUUUUGGCGUAUCGUUAUUUAGUAGGUUGUUAUGUUGGUGUAUGUAUUGGUGUUUUGUUGGGAUGUUUUGUUAGCACCGUUGACGACUAAUAUUUUAUUUUUGGCUGGACUAUGAACAUCGUUGUAUUGAUGACCAUGUGUAGUAACAAUUAUG
Andrographis paniculata is the source of this 1247-nucleotide messenger RNA. RefSeq lists its product as uncharacterized. The record is from RefSeq and is a predicted model, not a curated record. NCBI's taxonomy places the organism in Eukaryota, Viridiplantae, Streptophyta, Magnoliopsida, Lamiales, Acanthaceae. Bases 440 to 988 code for a protein of 182 amino acids. The transcript is spliced from 8 exons.